This is a messenger RNA of Kwoniella mangroviensis CBS 8507, 1212 nucleotides long. RefSeq lists its product as uncharacterized. The transcript has 3 exons. NCBI's taxonomy places the organism in Eukaryota, Fungi, Basidiomycota, Tremellomycetes, Tremellales, Cryptococcaceae. Gene Ontology annotation, biological process: S-methylmethionine cycle. The record is from RefSeq and is a predicted model, not a curated record. The coding region runs from base 1 to 1212 and encodes 403 amino acids. Gene Ontology annotation, molecular function: S-adenosylmethionine-homocysteine S-methyltransferase activity.
AUGGGCAGAGAGAGAAUUCAGAUACUUGACGGUGGGAUGGGGACGACCCUCGAGUCUAUUGGCCAUUCUGUAUCUUCCGACUUAUGGGGAUCAGAAUUACUCUAUACGAAUCCGAGUGCUAUGCAAAGUAUACACAAAGGGUAUGUAGAAGCUGGUGCGGAUUUGGUGGAAACAUGUACAUAUCAGUUGACACCUACUGACCUACAAAAAUACCUAUCAUCCUCGUCAGAAGAGCAUAAAGAACGAUCAUCAUCUUCUUCUUCUAUAAUUCGUUCCUCCGUCAAUCUAGUACAUGACUCGUUCCGCGAUAAACCAGGAGUGGUAUUUUCCUGUGGACCAUAUGGAUCAACUUUGAAACCUGGUGCAGAAUAUUCAGGUAUAUAUCCACCACCUUAUGGUCCUAACCAGUCUUCAGAUCCAAAAGGAAAUACAUACAAGUUUAACUAUUUUUCAAAUACGGAAGAAGGUAAAGCCCAAGAAGAGAAUGCUAUACAUCAUUUAACACAAUUCCAUUUAGAUAAAUUAAUUUGUCUAUUAGAUGAUGAUGAUCAAGGGGAGGUAUGGAAGAAGAUCAAUUGGAUAGCCUUUGAGACUAUACCUUUAAUGUAUGAGAUCAAAGCUAUUCGAAGGUGUAUGAAAACUUUGAACGAGAUUGCUCGUAACAAGUAUACCGAUGGACAUUCUCGUUAUGACGGUGGUGAUGGAACCGAAAAACAAUGGCACCGAAAGAAAUUCUGGAUAACUUGUCCAUUCCCUAAUGGUCAACAUCCGCAGCUUACCCCAGAAGGCAAGACCAUAUCGAUCGAUACUAUUUUACAUAUAUUGUUAGAUCCUCAUGAAGACGAAGAAAUACCAGAUGGGAUAGGUAUAAAUUGUACCAACCCUUUAUACGUCCCUCAACUCUCCUCGCAAUUCACCAAACAACUCAAAAAGAUUCGAAUGUCUAAAUAUGAACUGCCUGUAUUUGUAUUGUACCCUGAUGGCGGACAGGUAUAUGAUGUACAUACUAAAACUUGGUCUACCCCUUUAGACUCACCCGGAAAUGCUAUGGAAUGGUCAAAAGGCGUAUUGGAAGUUGUAAAUGAUUUAGAAAAAGACAAGAAGGAUGAUGGUCAAUACACGUGGGGAGGAGUGAUUGUCGGUGGAUGUUGUAAGACUUCGUUUGGGGAGAUAAAAGCUCUGAAAAUUGGUUUAGAUGAGUUGUAUCGAUGA